Paralichthys olivaceus (Japanese flounder) is the source of this 944-nucleotide messenger RNA. It is a transcript of the gene rln1, whose product is annotated as relaxin 1. Gene Ontology annotation, cellular component: extracellular region. Lineage: Eukaryota; Metazoa; Chordata; Actinopteri; Pleuronectiformes; Paralichthyidae. The record is from RefSeq and is a predicted model, not a curated record. Gene Ontology annotation, molecular function: hormone activity; G protein-coupled receptor binding.
UACCGCCUUAGACUAUAAAAGCCUGCGUCCACUGACCAAGAGAGAAGAAGAAGAGGAACCAAAGUCGGCUCUACUCCACGACACAAACAAACAGAAGCAGGAGAUCUGAGCAGAUCUGUGCUCCUCCGACCCAGACCGACUCCGCUCGUCCACUCACUUUCAGGAAAAAGUGAAAAAUGCUGUGGAGAUUGACUCUUGCCGUGGCCGUGGUGUGUGUCGUUGGCAUGUGCAGCUGUGUGAAGGCUGAUGUCAUGAGCAGACUGAUCGUACCGAGGGACUACGGGGUGAAACUGUGCGGGAGAGAGUUCAUCAGAGCCGUCAUUUACACCUGCGGAGGCUCCCGCUGGAAACGAGCCGCAGGGGGGGACUCAGAAUCUUUCCAGUGGAGUUCUCUCAGCGACGACACAGCGGGUGACAGCCUGCACAGCUGGCUAAGUGGCGCCGAGCUCACAGAAAACCGCUCUCCUCCCCAGAUCGUCUCCUCCCACUCCCUGGCGGACCUCCUGGCUCUGUACGUGGCCACAGGAGAGCGACAGCAGCAGCAGCCACUGGAGAGAUCCCUGCCAUCCACAUUUUUAGGUGAGCAAGAUGGGAUUCCAGGGGCGGACGACUGGAGAAUGGUGAGCAAGAAGAAGAGGAACUUUUCUGCGGGUGUGGCGGGGAUGUGCUGUAGUCAGGGCUGCACCAAGAAUGAUAUCGGAAGAUUGUGCUGAGGAGGGAGGGAGGGGUGACAUGAAGAUGGUGUGACGGACAGUGACAGACAGAUUGUGGAAACAUGGAGGAGAGCAAGUGCACAUGUAUUUAUUCUCAGUCAUGUCUUAUUGCAAAAAUCCCUCUGUCGUCAUAUUUGAUUUAUUCUCCAUAUUUUGUCCCAGAGAUCCUGUUCUGUGAACGUUCAGCAUUAUUUACAAUAAAAUUGAAAUACCAUAGGAAAUAUUGAGCAG